Messenger RNA from Achroia grisella, 2034 nucleotides. RefSeq names its product reticulon-4-interacting protein 1 homolog, mitochondrial. Gene Ontology annotation, cellular component: mitochondrion. Bases 244 to 1422 code for a protein of 392 amino acids. The record is from RefSeq and is a predicted model, not a curated record. Gene Ontology annotation, molecular function: oxidoreductase activity. The transcript is spliced from 7 exons. NCBI's taxonomy places the organism in Eukaryota, Metazoa, Arthropoda, Insecta, Lepidoptera, Pyralidae.
AAUGAAACUUUCAAAAUUUUCUAAAUUGAAUUAUAUAAAUAGUUCGAUAUCGUUGUGACCCCUAGGUCACCGUGCUAGGUACUGUACUAUACUGAGUACAGUACCAUAGAUUUAAAAGGCCGUGAAUUUGACCUACAAACACUUAAAUAUUGUAUAAGAAAUCAUUUUUAUUACUAACCCUCCGGUAAUAGAAACGCCGAUAACAAACCAAACUAAUCAGAGAUAAGUUUUCAGAGUGGAGGCAUGGAGGAGUGCGCGGCGGCGGCGGCCCGGUGCGUGCGGGGCGCGGGCCGCAUGGCGGCGUGGCGGCUGCACGCAUACGGCGCGCCGCAUGGGCUGCGGCUGGAGGCGGCGCGCGUGCCGCCGCUGCGCGCGCCCGACGAGCUGCUCGUGCGAGUACACGCCGCCUCCCUCAACCCGCUCGACGUCGCCAUGAUCGGCGGUUACGGCGCGCGCGUGCUGAACACCCUGCGGGCCCUGGACGGCGGCGACGGCGUGGAGUUCCCGCUGGUGACCGGCCGGGACUUCGUGGGGCACGUGGAGCGCGCGGGGGCGGGGGCCAGGCUGCGGCGCGGACAGCGCGUGUGGGGGGUCGUGCCCCCGCACCGCGCCGGCUGCCACGCCGACUACGUGGUGGUGAAGGACCGCUGGGCGGGCGAGGCGCCAUCGUCGCUGGGCGUGGAGGCGGGCGGCGCACUGUUUGCGGCGCUGAGUGCGAGCGCGGCGCUGCGGGCGGGCGGGCUGCGGGGGCUGCGGGGGGCGCGGGGCGGGGGCGGGGCAGGGGGCGGGGGAGGGGGCGGCCCGCCCCGCGUGCUGCUGCUGGGGCUGGGCGCCGUGGGCCGCGCCGCGCUGCAGCUGCUGGUCUACGAGGGAGCACAGGUGGUGGUGGGGUGCUCGGGUGACCUGUGCGAGUCCGCGUUGUCGCUGGGCGCGGUGGCCGCGUUCGACCGCCACGCGGCCGACUACGACCACAACGUGCGAGACGCCGGACCGUACUAUGCGGCGCUGGACUGCGCGGGCGUGGGCGGCGCGGGGGCGGGCGCGGCGGGGGGGCGGCGCGCGGCCCGCUACGUGACGCUGUCGUCCCCGCUGCUGCGCCGCACGGACGCGCGCGGGGUGUGGUGCGGGGCGGUGCGGGCCGCCGCAGAGCUCGCCGCACACAACGCCGGGCCCGCACACGUGCGGUGGGCGUUCUUCUCGCCCGCGCCCGACGACGUCGAGCUGCUGCGACGCCUCGCUGAGCGCGGACAGUUCUCGGUGUGCGUGGAGCGCGUGUUCCCGUGGUGGGAGGCGCACGCAGCGCUGCAGCGCGCCGCAGCCGGCUCCGCGCGCGGGAAGCUGCUGCUCGACUUCAGCGCACUCCCGCCGCCGCACGCGCAGACCACGCCGCCCACGCACACACACACACACGCACACAACUAGCGACGUCACACAGCGUCUGGGACUGGGCCCGUGGUGGGAGGCGCGCGGGAAAGUGCUGCUUGACUUCACCGCACCCCAGCAGCUGCACACGCAGACCACACAGACCUCACACACACAAAACUAGCGACGUCACACAGCGUCUAGGACUAGGGUUGCCAACUUUUGGCAGUAAAAGAGUAUAUCUGAUUUCAAAGAAUGUAAAUAAAGAGUACAGACUUACAAACAAGAGUAUCAUUUAUAUUAUAUUAUUAAACAGGUACUUUUUGUUGCACAACAAUUUUUCAUGGUUUUUGGUAUUAGCACUAGUAUAAUAAACAUUGUGUAAAAAAGUGUUUUUCAGGAUACUCUAUUAGUGUUUAUAGAGAUUAUAGAUUAUAGAGUACGCCUACUUGAUUAGAAUACAAUACUGUAUUUUAGAGUACGGUUGGCAACCCUACUAGGUAUACAUAUAGUUUAGUGCAAAUAUUCAUGCUACUUGUAGAGACUGGUCUCCUUUGUAGCUAUCACUGAUUUGUUUUGUUACUCAAGUAACUAUUUAUGUAUGUCAACUUUGCCUUUUAGCAGUUUGUAAUAACAGAAAAUUCUUUAAAAUGUAAUUAUGAAUAACAUUUA